Messenger RNA from Arabis nemorensis, 240 nucleotides. The record is from the annotation of a GenBank genome assembly. Lineage: Eukaryota; Viridiplantae; Streptophyta; Magnoliopsida; Brassicales; Brassicaceae.
AUGGCUCUUAACCCAUGUCCAGAACCUUAUCCUGCUUUUCUUGUUCGCUACGAUGAAAACCGCACGAAAGUACUUGCUCGUGACUCCAAGCAUCCAGUGCUCAAAGCGUGUCCUUGGACUCCGUACACGGAUUGUCUUGUCACUACUACUGCGAUGUCGCAUCCACCAUAUGACCUUCAUCGUUCUGUGGUUCAUACUCAUGAUGCACUCGAGGAUGUCGUCUCCUUGCUCUCUGACUGA